Messenger RNA from Eleginops maclovinus (Patagonian blennie), 2642 nucleotides. RefSeq names its product transmembrane protein 129, E3 ubiquitin protein ligase (gene tmem129). Gene Ontology annotation, cellular component: endoplasmic reticulum; membrane. The record is from RefSeq and is a predicted model, not a curated record. The transcript has 7 exons. Gene Ontology annotation, molecular function: ubiquitin protein ligase activity. NCBI's taxonomy places the organism in Eukaryota, Metazoa, Chordata, Actinopteri, Perciformes, Eleginopidae. Gene Ontology annotation, biological process: protein ubiquitination. The coding region runs from base 95 to 1195 and encodes 366 amino acids.
UAACGGUGGUUGCCAGUGAAGAAGAAGAAACACUAGAAGACAGAGAAAAAGAACACAUAAUUCUCUAUGUGGAUUUGGUGGACCUAGAUGAAGAAUGGAGAGUCCGGAGUUAAGUUUUACUCUGGCGUACAUCGUGUUCUCUCUCUGCUUCGUGUUUACGCCCAACGAGUUCCGUUCCGCCGGUUUGACCAUCCAGAAUCUGUUUUCGUCCUGGCUGGGGAGUGAAGAUGUGGGCUUCAUUCAGUACCACGUCAGGCGGACCAGCAUUACCUUACUGGUUCACUCUGCACUGCCUUUAGGUUACUAUUUGGGAAUGUGCAUCGCUGCUCCAGAAAAGAACCUGGGAUCCAUUCACCAGGUGAGUGACAGCUGGAGAGCAUUCCUCCUUCUCUCACUGUGCAUCCAGUUGACCAGCUGGACACUAGUCAUCUACUGGGCCCGUCGUCGCUGGCACAACCAUCCAAUCAGCCGGGCCCUGCAGUCCCACAUACAGCCUCCUCACUCGGGCUGGGGCUCUGUGGCAACCAGCGUCAACGAUGAGUUCAGACGCAUCGACAAGUUUGCUACAGGGGCCCCUGGAGCCAGAGUGAUCGUCACUGACAGCUGGGUGUUAAAGGUGACCACCUAUCAUGUCUACAUGGCCUUACAGAUGGAAUGUCAUGUGACAGUGACAGAUUCUCGCCAGCACCAGCUGACUCCAGACUCCGCCUCCCCUGCACAGAUCCUCACACUGACUGUGGGCAGCAUCAACCCGGCUGUCAGACCCUUCGAUAUCAGGCUAAUCUCGACAGAGUAUGCAGAGCUCAGGGAGAAGCUCCAUGCUCCCAUCAGAAACUCUGCCAAUGUAGUGAUCCACCAAACCAUGACCGAACUCUUCCUGGAAACCUUUAGGGCUCAGGUGGAUCUCAAUCACCCAUACACACUCCCCAGUGGACAGGAGGUAGAACCCUGUAUCGGCUGUAUGCAGGUACCAGCCAACACCAAGCUGGUCCGGCUCUGCCACACAGAAGGAGCUGAUACAGAGUCCGAGUGCCAGCAGUGUUUCUGCAGACCCAUGUGGUGCCUGUCCUGUCUGGGUAGAUGGUUUGCCAGCCGGCAAGACCAGCAAAGACCCGAGACCUGGUUGUCCAGCAGAGUCCCCUGCCCCACCUGUAGAGCCAAGUUCUGUAUACUGGACAUAUGUGUGGUCAACUGACUGACCUAAAGACAGAUCCAAAGAGACUUCCUGCUCUUUCAGUCAUGUGGAGGUGUGCUUUAAGCAACAUCUAGCAGACAGACCUCUGCUAAAGAAGUAGUGUACGGAACAUUAGACUGACCUUGUACCUGCGCACUCUGUGCUUUCAAAAAGUAGUCGUUGUUUACAGUUACAACAUCGCUCUGGUAAACAUUUGCUUUAACCAUAACAUUGUGUAAAACAUUUUGGGAGAUAUGAUUGUUUGGUUUUUCCCUCUGUCAGAUAGCACAGACCACAUCAGGUACCGUGUCCGUGAGAAAACGUCCACAAUGUGUUUAAGUUGGCAUAAAGAUUGAAUGCAGGAAAAAGAAACGAGUGAAAACGUUUCCAUGCCAAUGUUUCAUUUUCAGCCUAGGUCUUGCACUCAAAACCAAAUUACUAUCCCUUAAUUAUCAGGCAGGGAUGUUCCUAGGAUCAAGGUGCAACAAGGGAAACCCAGUGAAUCCAGUAUAUUCUGGACUGAUGCAUGCCCAUUAAUGUAAGUGUGUUCAGAAAUGAGCUCUGUCUAUAGUAACACUCCUCACCAUUCAUCUCACACACAUUAAGACAUAUUCAGUGGGCAAAAACCCAUUUUAAUGUUCAAGUGCAGUUACAAGGCUGCUUACCAUAGCCUACGUCUGACUCCAUGUUUCCUCUCAUCCACAACAAUCUUUUAAAAGUGUGCGGUUACAAAUCAAAGUUUUACUUCCUUAAGGAUGGGUCAACACUUGUGCCUUCAAAUGUGUAGGGCUUAAAAACAUUGUUUAUUUAGCCAAAAUGAGAUAUGUACACAGCUAACAAACCUGUUUAGCAUUACGAGUAUUAGUGAGUUAGUGAAACAUCUGACUUGUGUUAAUGUGUUGCUGAGACGGACCAAAUGGUCUAAAACACAUUCAACUUUAUCCUGAUUUGUCCAUUAGAACAAUGCCAUUUUCAUGUCAAUGAUCAGAAGAAAGAAUGGGUUGAAUAUUUACUGAGGUAACCGUAGGGUGUUACAAUAAGUCACAAUCUGUGUUCGCAAUCACUCCUCUCACUCCGCUGUCUCUGUCUCUUAAACAUCGGCUAAAACAGUGUCAGGAUCCUUCUCAAAUCUUCAGUUUCAGGGGUUGUAAAACUUAGAGCAGUGUGGAUGCUACGCAUAAUCCCAGUAGAACUUUGCUUUGCAUAAUGGGAGUGAGGAUGUAUCCUAAAAGUGGAUAUAUCUCACCUUUUACUGUAACAACAUUUUCUAUAAAAUCUGUCUCAAAAGUCCCUACCUUAAAGAGGUGGGAUAUUAAGUCACUCUAGUGGCCCUUCAAUGUGUUUCAUUAUAAAAGUGUACUGUGGCCUUUGAUUAUCUGUUCUUACAAUGUAUAUCAGUCUGUUGCAUCAAUGUGUGGUUUGUAAGAAAUUACAGCGGGGUAAUAUAUUUAUAAAAUAUUUAAAUGUA